AUGAGGUUCCUUCACAGAUUCCUAUCGGAGGAUGAGGCCAACGAAACGUUACCGGACUCGCUCUGUGUAUCGAAUUGCCUCAAAGAUUUGAAAAAAUUAGGAACUUGUUCACCCUCUUGUCUUUACAUGUGUCCUUCAAUCUGCGUCGUUACAGAUCUAUCUCCACCUCAAGUGAUUCACCAAGAAGAUGACGUAAAGAGGUUCGUAAUCAUCGCGGCUUCGUCUAUCCUCACAACUCUGUUUCUACUUGCUUUCCUUCUUCUCUUCUUCAAGUUUUACUAUAGAAGAAGGUCCAUAGCAAUAUCAAGAAGAUGGAGUAUGGAAGAAGAGGCUAGGAAUUAUGAUUUCGAUGGUUCAACACCAGUUAUCAUCGAUCAUCCGAUUUGGCAUAUCAGAACAAUCGGUUUGAAUCCAAGUGUUAUAAGCUCGAUCAAAGUUUGUAAGUAUAGUAAAAAUGAUGGUGUUGUUGAAGGAACGGAUUGUUCGGUUUGUUUAAGCGAAUUCGAAGAAGAAGAAACGCUUAGAUUGUUACCAAAAUGUAAACAUGCUUUUCAUCUUUCUUGUAUUGAUACUUGGCUUAGAUCACACACGAAUUGCCCACUUUGUCGUGCUCCUAUCACGGCGAAUGAUGAUGAUCAUAGUGAAGGUUUAGAGGAGAUCCGUGUGAUGAUUCCAGAGGAAAAUGGAGAAAUCGAUGAAGGAAUCGAGAGAGAUCACGAAGAAGAAAGAGAUGGGUUUGUUGUUAGUAGUACUAUUAUUAGAGAUCAUGGCGAAGCAGAUGAGUCGGGGCAGCAACAAAGAGUGAGACGAUCAGUGUCUUUGGAUUUAAGGGUAAGGGAAGUUGUUGUUGUUGUUGGUAGAGAAAAGGAAAAGAGGGGGAAUAUUGGAUCUUCCAUUGUUGGGAGGUCAAGUUUCUUAAAGAGAUCUAUCUCUUUUGGUGGUAAGUAG
Arabis nemorensis is the source of this 948-nucleotide messenger RNA. NCBI's taxonomy places the organism in Eukaryota, Viridiplantae, Streptophyta, Magnoliopsida, Brassicales, Brassicaceae. The record is from the annotation of a GenBank genome assembly.